CUCCAGUCAAAGAGGAUACACUGCAUCCUCCGCAGGCAGCAGCAGCACCACGUGUCUGUGACAGGUACAGCACCUGCUGCUCUGAGUGCGUCACCCACUCAGAGUGUGAGGAGAAGGAGGAGCUAUCAAAGAGGGGGAGAGCACAUCUGCAGUCUCCUCUGAACUGAUCUGAAAACAGACCAGGAGGAGAGAAGAGUCCUGAUACAGCCUGGUCACUUCUGCUUCUACUCAGACAUCUUUCUGAUCAUCACGCCUGCACACACACUCGUGUGCACUUUUCCUGUGACUGCCACCAUCACAGAAAACGUCACGACUCAUCGAUCCACCUGGAAGACGAGGGAAGCCCUACCAGAAGAACAACAACAAUCACCCUGCCUCCUCAGACAAGCCUCAGACGUCAGACCGUCCAUCAGCGCAGCCUAGGCCGACACCGAGGCGUCCCACAGAUUAAAAUGAAGAAGGUGCUCCAAAGCAGUGAGGCUCACACAGAGCAACAGCACGGCAGCGAGGAGAUAGAGAGGGAGAAGGAGUGGCAGCACAGUAGGGCUGAGAAGAAGCUGCUGGCCUUCUGGAUGUCCUUGUCUCACAGGACCUGGACCUUCUUCAGGCCCCGCGAGAGGCCGGGAUUCCAGCGCUCCGCCUCAGCCGCCCGGCUGCUGAAGAGUGAGGCGUGAGGAGAGAAAGACAGGGGGCAUGUGUGUGGCUGGAGAGUGUGUGUGUGUCUGUGUGUGCGUGUGUGUGAUGGUCUGUCAGUAGCACAGUGUCAGAAGAGGCCUGGCAGACCUGCUGUCAACUGGUCCUGUGUGUGUUGUCUGUGUGUGUGAUUGUGUGAUUGUGUGAGUGGUCCAUUCAAGUAGAUGAAAGUUUCCAUUCCUCUGGCUAGUCCACCAUUUGCAAAAGCACUUUGUGUUGCUGCCCUGCCAGUCCUGGAGUGACAGGUGUAGGGCAAAGCACUGUUUACUUCUUCUUUAAGCAUUGUUUUUCAUCACCUGUGACUUAACGGCAAGCCUGGAUUUUUGUCACAAGAACUUAACAGUCUGGAAAAAGGAAAUCUUCUCUGUCCUGGUUACAACUUCUUACUCUAAGUGGAUCGUUACAUUCUUUUCAAACUAGCCUUCACGGAUUCAGCUCGAAAGCUGAGUUUGUGGACACUCCUCGCUAGAAACACUUCAGCUCGAGGCAAGGAUGGGUUAACAGGGAUCAGCCAUGGUGGUGACCCAUCUGGCUCUGGAGUUUCGUUUCCAGGGGAAGAAGCUGAGGGGCUUCAAGUGCAACCUAACCCGCUCAGCCUGCCGCUUCCUGCCAGAGAACUCAUGGAUCAUUGCAGCCCAAAUCCUGCUGCCUUACCUGGUGUCUGGCCUGGGAAUGGUGGCAGCAGGAAUAGUCAUGGAUGUUGUGCAACACUGGGAGGUGUUCAAGGAGAUCUCCGAGGUGUUUAUCUUGGUGCCAGCCCUCGUGGGUCUGAAGGGGAAUCUGGAAAUGACACUGGCAUCCAGACUGUCAACAGCAGCCAACACAGGGCAGAUGGAUGAGGCCCAGCAGCAGUGGAGGAUGGUGUUCUGUAAUCUGGCUCUCAUUCAGGCUCAGGCCACAGUGGUUGGCGUCCUGGCAGCAGUUGCAGCAGUAGGUCUUGGAGGUCUGACCAAAGGGAGAGUGGAUGUUACCCAGGCUGCUGUCCUGUGUGCCAGCAGUGUCACCACUGCUUUCAUUGCCGCACUGUCUCUAGGGUUAGUGAUGGUGGCAGUGAUCAUCGGCUCCAGGAAGGUGGGCAUCAACCCAGAUAACGUGGCCACGCCCAUCGCUGCCAGCCUGGGAGACCUCAUCACUCUGUCUUUGCUCGCUGGGGUCAGCAGUCUCUUCUUCCUUUACAGAGACAUAUGGUACCUGCCCUCUGUGGUGUGUGGUUUCUUCCUGUUCCUCGUCCCUGUGUGGGUCAUUAUUGCUAGUCGCUCUCCUCAAAUCAGAGAGGUCCUAAAGUCAGGCUGGCAACCAGUCAUUUUGGCCAUGUCCAUCAGCAGUAUUGGUGGUUUGAUUCUGGAUAAAACUGUGAGCAAUCCAAACUUUGAGGGUAUGGCAGUGUUUACUCCAGUCAUCAAUGGUGUAGGGGGAAAUCUGGUGGCCAUCCAGGCCAGCAGGAUGUCUACUUACCUCCACUACUGGAGUGUUCCCGGAGCUCUUCCGUUCAACAUGAGUGAGAAGUGUCCUGGACCCUGUGCUACCUUCUUCUCUUCAGAUGUGAACUCCAAAUCAGCCAGAGUCCUGGUCAGCCUUGUGGUCCCAGGUCACCUCCUCUUCCUGUACACCAUCCACCUCCUGCAGGGAGGUCACACUGCCAUGACCCCAAUGUUCAUCAUGUGCUUCCUGCUUGCAGCUCUGCUUCAGGUGGGGAUUUUGCUCUAUGUGGCCAGCCUGAUGGUGCGCUGGCUGUGGAGCAGGGGCCUGGAUCCAGACAACUUCUCCAUCCCCUACCUGACAGCUCUCGGUGACCUGCUGGGUACUGGCUUCUUGGCUCUGAGCUUCAGGCUGAUUGUGAUGAUCAGCUCUACUCAAACUGGACUUUGAUACAAAAACAUAGUCCUGCACAUCCUGAAUGCACUGUUCCCUGUGUGCAAGACGCCAAAACGAACUGAAAAGAAGGAACGAGAGGACAGAAGGUGUUAUUUCUACACUCAUUAUCAUGAAAAGAAGAAUGAAAUUUUAGCUAAGGAAAACAUAUUUAGUACGAGGGCACAGUUUCACUCAUUAGAUUUCUAAUUCUCUCCUCAUAAUUCGUUAAACUUUAAGAUCUGCUCUACAUUUCUGUUGACCAUGAAACAGCACAGCUGUUACCUCUUUUCCACGAACACAGUCUUUAGGCUGCAUCUACCAAUCAGUGGUGAAUUUCAUGUUGUAGUCUAGCCUGUAACCACCAAUUCAGUGGUUUCAUCUUUGGGCCCAGCAAUUUGGUAGUACCAGCCUUCUGGCACCAAUCAAAGUCUGUUUUAGCUCUAGAUUGGAGACUUGCAUUGGGACCACACUGGUACAAAAGGGAUAUUUGUGUUCAGACAGACUGUCAAGCCUUACAGUUACAUACAAAGCAAUCUGUAGGCAGUAUUUGUCCAGCUGCCAUUGAAUUGUCUUUGUGAAGUUUCUGAUGAGGUCAGACGGAGCCUGAGUGGUCUGUAACAGACAGCUGGUACAUUAGCAUGUAGGGGAGAAUAAACACACCAGCCACACUGUCAGAUCUGUGUAAAUUACAGCCGGCCCAAAGCUGGAGCAGGUAAUGUCUGGUGUACUGUUUUGGUCUCUAGUCCACCUGUUAGUAGGAUUAUUGGUUACUAGUUUAACUCUAAUGGUGUAUUCCAAUCUAUCUCAUAAAUAAUUCACCAGAAACUCAAAGCUGAAGUAUAUUAGUGCUUAAACGUAGUCACCAGUUUGUUGCACUGUGAUAAAGACAGCUUGGAGGACUUUGUUUGUUAGAUAGUAUUUUGCAAGAAAGAAUACAAUGCUAGCUUAUUAAAAUUUAACUGUUUAUGCUCAAGAAACAGCAGAGUGAGGAGACAUCCAAGGGACUGAAAUAUUUGCUAAAGAACAACUGAGGAAUGAAUAAGGAAGAAGCUGAGCACUAAUGAGCUGAGCACUUCCCUAAUACCUCCUGAUGAUUAUGUACCAAAGUAAUCAGCUGGGAGAUGUUACAUUAGUGAAACAAUAGCUAGUAAAUAGCCUGUAAAUGAAACUAAUUCCCUGCUUUGCUGCCAUUGUUUCCUACUGUGAUCUUACACGUUUUUGUAUUCCCCCUAAUGAAGUACAGAGCUUCACCUUCAGCCUGAAGCGACAGAAAGAGCAGUUUACAUGUAAAAGAAUGCUACACGAACGAGUAUCUACUUAGCUGGGUUACUUGAGGUGACAAAGAAACAGCAGGUAAUAAUUUGGUUCAGCCUGUUGUCCAAACAUGCUAAUAGCUAUUGUUCUGUUUUGUUGGUAAUGAAAAAGUACACAGUUCUCAUUAUGUUAGUUUCAUAACUGCAGCAAAAACAGGCUGUUACUGUGAUGGAAAGCAAAAAUAUCUGAUAGUGUUGGUUAGGCUAGCAUACAUUUCAUAGGCUGUGUCACAUUCAUUGUAAGGUCCAAAUAUGUUUUGAUACUUUUGCAAUUUUGGGUAAAAAACGAAUCCCUAAAAACAUCCUAGAUAGGAAAUGAUAAAGGAAGUCUUGAUGAACAAAGGCCCACAUAGUUCCUGAAUUUUUCCCCACCAAGUGUGUGUGACCCUUGUUGUUUUGGAAAAAAGCAGACAUAACAAUCACAACAGAUUUUAUUUUGUGAAAAGUAAAUCAUUCAUUGUGUGGUUAUAAUUUAUUCACAACAUACACUACUGUGCAAUAAUCUCAAGUCUCCCCAUCCAUUCAUUAUAUGUUGCUUCCCCUCCCCCCUUCAAGAGAAGGUCUUGAACAACAGUUCUCCAGGUUUUCAGAAGGUCUUUCAAAGUUUUUCUUUGGACAGUGGCUGAGUUUUCACCCAUUUUCAGUCCAGUGCUUGCACCGGACCAUUUUCAGAGGAAUACUUUGUCUGUUAAGCCAAUUAACACCGACUUAUGAACAGGUAUUAUCUGAAAACCUGGCAUCUCUUGCCAUGGUGUGCAGUGUGUUGUUAAAAAAAUGUGAGGAAACUGUGGUGUUGGAGAUCAUGAUCCACUAUGCAAUACCACACGGAAAGCAUUUAAUUGGCAGCAACUUCAUUUGUCUGCAUGGCAAUGAUCCCCAAAACACGGUGCAGCACUGAGUCAUGGAUCGGCCUCCCCAGAGCUCAGACCUCAACAUUACUGAAGCAGUGAUCUCGGCAGAGAACUGAACAAAAGGUAGAAAGAUCCAGAGAAGAGCUUUGAGUGUCCUUCAAAAAGCCUGGAGAACUAAUCGUGAGGGCUGCUGAACAAAAAUCACAAAAAUGCUUUGAAGCUUGUUACAAUCGUACAGACACUGUUUUUGCAUUGCAUACUACAUUGCACCCAUUUUAGCAAAAUAUAAAGAAAUGAGGGACUUUUGCACUAUAGUUUAUAUCAAUUUUUACUGUUUUCACUGCUGAUAGCUCUUCACACCCAGCACUGAGGCACAGAUAUUCCCACUGUAGAUAAGCAGCAUGUAAAAAAACGAGAAUACAGGAAACAGGUGGUGGAAGAAAAAAUAAACACGUGGACAGGGUGGAGUUGUUUUGCACUUUAGUCUCCAUAUUCACCAGCUCACUGUGGCCAUUAUCAAAACCACAGUCCAUUCAAAGUGGAUGCAGCGAGUGGGAGUAAUGUAGAACCACCGUAAUAACUGUUGGCACAUCUGUACAACUGUUGUCAGCUCCUAAAUGUUACACGGCAAAUGAUCGUAUUCAGGCAAUAACAUAUAUACUGAGUGUAAAUGUAUACUAGGCGUUGCACAGUCUGGAUGAAUGUUAGAUUUUAAUCGUGCUUAUUUUCUGUAGAUUUGUGCCUUUUAAACCGUGACGAGCCUUCAGUUGGUUCUUGCCAAAUUUCUACUGGAUCUCUUAUUUUUUUUUUUUU
This is a messenger RNA of Haplochromis burtoni (Burton's mouthbrooder), 5524 nucleotides long. RefSeq names its product solute carrier family 41 member 1. The transcript has 10 exons. NCBI's taxonomy places the organism in Eukaryota, Metazoa, Chordata, Actinopteri, Cichliformes, Cichlidae. Gene Ontology annotation, biological process: monoatomic cation transport. Gene Ontology annotation, cellular component: plasma membrane. Gene Ontology annotation, molecular function: monoatomic cation transmembrane transporter activity. Bases 1207 to 2562 code for a protein of 451 amino acids. The record is from RefSeq and is a predicted model, not a curated record.